AAAAUUUAUUGUAACGACCCAGGACCAACCCCUGAGUAUUACCCCGGCAAACAGAGCGACGAAAAAUUGUCGUUACAAUUGGCGCCCGAGCAGGGACAGUGUUCAAGGAUUUUUUUUAAUAAUGAAGUUAUCCCAGCCAAAAUCAAGUAUGACCGUGUUCAGAAGAUUUUAAAUACGAAAGCAAACAGGAAACUAUGUAAACCGAAAGAAAUUAUGAUUUUAUCAUCAGAAUGAAUGGCACAAGCUAACGUUACCACAAAGUAAAAUAAAAACACAAGACGUCCAAAGAUUAAAUGCCUCAUGUCGAUCAUGGCUUCAUCAUAUGCUCAUGUCGUAGAACAGAUAAGGAAGUGGUCGGUACGUUACGACGGACGAAAGAAUCCAUUGGGUUUUAUAGAAAGAAUAGAAGAACUAGCAGAUGUUUACGCCAUUAACGUAAAUCUAGUUCCCAAGACGAUGCCUAUACUUCUCGAAGACAAGGCACUAAUGUGGUAUCGCAAUAAUAAUAAGCAUUGGCAGUUAUGGACAACUUUCAAAAUCGACUUCCUAAAAUUUUUCAUUUCCUCUAAAUAUUUUGAAAAAUUAGAAGACGAGGUGCGUUUGCGGCUUCAUAAACCAAAGGAAAAAUUCAAGGAUUAUUUUAUCGACAUUCAAAAUUUAAUGCGACGAGCUUGCCUGGAUCCAGAUUCACAAUUAGAGCGAAUAUAUCGCAACAUGAACACAGAUUACAAAGUGUACAUCAAACAUCAAGACUUCACAAGCUUAAAUGAGUUAGCAACACUUGCUGAUGACUUUGAAGAACUUCACACAACACAGCACAAAGUGAGUCGAGACCGUGUUCAAGAAGAAACUAUCCACA
This is a messenger RNA of Teleopsis dalmanni, 859 nucleotides long. RefSeq lists its product as uncharacterized. NCBI's taxonomy places the organism in Eukaryota, Metazoa, Arthropoda, Insecta, Diptera, Diopsidae. The record is from RefSeq and is a predicted model, not a curated record.